Molecule: messenger RNA, 1200 nt
Organism: Diaporthe citri
Lineage: Eukaryota; Fungi; Ascomycota; Sordariomycetes; Diaporthales; Diaporthaceae
Exons: 2
Coding region: 1-1200 (399 amino acids)
Source: RefSeq, a predicted model, not a curated record
AUGUCGGAUUCGGAACUUGUUGACGGGUUGUUUCUGUCAUUGUCUGCAUUUCUUUCCACGGAAUGGAAAGGUCAGCGUCAACCGUACAGAUUCCUUGAAAAUGUCCGUACUGCGUCCUCCGCGCCAAGUCACGACACAUCCCGCAUUUUCCUCGACUCCGGCUUCAAGGCCUGGGUGGCAUAUUUCGUUGGUAAACCGACAACAGCAAACGCCGAUGGGCAAGCCCUUCGACGGCGACAGUUUGCUGCGCUGGACCGCCUGUCGGUCAGUGAAAGAAAGGGAUUUGCGGUGAAGGUCAAUGAGGUGCUACCACAUCCAACAGUCGCAACACUUAUCCUUUCGAUGGAGCGGGACGCCCGAAUGCCUAACUCGGCUGUCGCCAGUCUGGUUCCUUCCAAGCGCCCUCGUGCAGAACAUGACGAUUUCGGCUUAUCGUCAUCCUCAGCAUACCCAUCCCCUGGCUAUUCGCAGUCCUUGGGCGACAACUUGCAAGCAACUGCUGAUUCUGCCCCGCUGGCCGACGCGGCUGUGAACAAUCUCAUGUCUGCUUGGACUCCUCGACAUUACGACUUUGCGCCGACAUUCUCAUCUACUGACCAUUGCCCGAGGUCUUUGCAACUAUCCACCGAUACCUCGCGGGGGACCAUUGACGCGAGCACCUCUCCAGAAGCAGAAACACUCACAGGCGCGGAUAUUCCCGAACUUGAUCUCUUCCCCGAAUACCUGGCUGGGGCGAUCCGGAGAUAUGACACUACUCCCAAGACCGCGGCGGUAUCAAUACAAUUCCCUGCUAAUAGCAUCGGCGAUGUCAAUUGUAUCAUGAUUAUCGAGGUUCUGCCCAACAAGGUGGAACGUCUCGCGUCACUCCUGUUCAAUGCACACCUCGAGACAGACGGAAACGAGCGAGAGCUGAUCCUACCCGGUGGCUUGUGUGUGGUGCCAACACGGCUCCAGGGCAGCCCUCUCGAGUCUGUCACCCAUGUUUUUGGUUCAACAACGGCAGCCGCACUCGAAUCCGCCCCGUACCGCAAGAUUGAAGUGGCAGAAUCGGGCUCUCGCGUGGCCACUCGCUGCAUCACGAUGACUGAGUGCUCUGAUGCGAAGAAGGGUGCCCUCAUCAAGGUCACACUGGGUAGGAGAGAAGCCUCCAAGAUAUAUGAGAAGUUGUUCAAGUCGAAAUCAAGGUCCCGGUUUCCUUAG